Nannizzia gypsea CBS 118893 is the source of this 5619-nucleotide messenger RNA. Its product is annotated as vacuolar membrane-associated protein IML1. Gene Ontology annotation, molecular function: GTPase activator activity. The record is from RefSeq and is a predicted model, not a curated record. Gene Ontology annotation, biological process: positive regulation of autophagy; negative regulation of TORC1 signaling; intracellular signal transduction. Bases 1 to 5619 code for a protein of 1872 amino acids. Lineage: Eukaryota; Fungi; Ascomycota; Eurotiomycetes; Onygenales; Arthrodermataceae. Gene Ontology annotation, cellular component: GATOR1 complex. The transcript has a single exon.
AUGGUGCUAUCUGAACUUUCAAAAGGAAUGUAUCCGAGGGACUUGAAGCAGGGCAAUGUCGAGACGGGGUCGAUCCGGUCCGCGUCAGGGUCGAUGUAUGAACCGCGUCCCAAAUCGGCCAGCACUGCUCCCUCCCAGAGCUCAGCGGCAAGCUCCAGCUACAGAGCUUGUCUCCUCUCUGUACAUGAUGAGAAUUUCUCCCGGGAAGAUGUUUUGUUCAAUCGCCAGGCACUUGGAGACUGGGCUGUCAAAGUAGGAGAUCUCAUCGAGCUGUCUGCGCUUCAUGGUGAACCGUCUUCGGAUUCCCUGCUGGACGGCGAGCCCGCCAAUACCACCAACUCCCAGCAAGAUGAACCGGGAAUUAAUGCUGCUCGGGGCCAGGGUGGAGGAGGCAGCGGUGUCGGCGGCCGUUAUAGCCCCUUGCCUGGCCAUAGGGACUCCCGCCGCGGGGACGGCGCGUUACCGGCCACAUCCCAUGUAGUGGGAAAUUUCCUAUUUAUCGUCAAGCAUAUGCAGCCAGAGAUCCUAAGCAGACACCCAAACCUUCAGAUAUCGGUCUCAAAUCAGGUCGCCAAUCGGUUUGGAUUCAAGAAGCGAUCCCGGGUUCUAUUGACUGUGAAACCACGGUCACAAUGCUCGGCUACCCAUGUGGAGCUAGUAUUUCGGGACCAGUUCCUGCUACGCGCGGAUAUGUGGAGGAUGGCUAUGUCCGAGUUGCUAGACCGGCCCCUCUACAAGGGCCAAAAGAUCGUGUUCAUGAACUCGGUGAAAGCAACGGUCAAGUCUAUUUUUCAGGAUGGCCGAAAAGUUAUGGCCGGCUACUUCACCCCUCGCACCAUCCCAAUCUUUAGAAGCGAAUCUGCAAGAUAUGUCCUCUUUAUUCAGAUGUCUAAAGAAAUGUGGGACUUUAACACUGAAGGCACUGGCGAUAUCCUGUUUAGCCGGGUUGUCGACGGCCUACUACCGGAACUCUUCAAACGUUGGGCUAGUAUUGAUGCUCACCACCUAAUAACCAUUGUCAUGUUUACUAGAGUCCAGUAUGAUCACACAAUCUCUUCCUCCAAUGGUUCCAAACCGAUAAUUCUCAACAGCAGCUCUCUCAACCAAAGUUCAGCGGGCGACGCGGGGGCUAGUAUACAGGAUUUCUACCGAGUUGUUGUCAACGACAUGCCCAGUGGCCGAUGGACCGCUAUUUUGGAUGAGCUGAAGAGAGAAUUUAGAACUUUCCUCCGUGAUAUCCUGAUUCCGCCGGCUCAAACACCAGGUGAUGAUGAUUCGCCUCCUGAUGCCUCUCCACCAGUUGCUAUUGCUGGUACGUCUUCUACCAUUGCCGGCCACCUCACAUCAGCAAUAAAGGGCAAUAUCCUAGAAGCUAUCAAUAUUGCUGCAUCCUAUCUCGACUUUGAAUAUGUAGGUCGUGACCUCGUUAGGACAGGAACAUCUAUUGUUGUGAUUACUCCUGGAUCUGGCACCUUUGAAGUGGGAUUUGAUACUCUUGCCUUGACUUCGGAUGUCCUGAGCAGCCGUUCAAUUGGCAUUGAUCUCAUCUGUCUGAGCCCCAUGCCGUUACACUCAGUACCGCUAUUCAAGUAUAAAAUCCCUAAUCGACGCUCCUCAACCACAUCAGUUUCCACCGUAAAGAGUGACACAGCUUCCACUGCUGGACCCGCUGAGGUCGCAUCGCCCACGUCAACUACGACUACAAUUGCUGCCUGGCCUCAUACCCCAAAACCUGCCCACCUGCCUGGUUCACUGUCAAGGGCAACCCAUUCAAAUACUGCCAUAAAGGCAGAUCUUGACCCUAAAGAAUGGGGAUAUGGAAUUCCAUAUUGGAUCGAUAUCUCCUUCUGGGGUGCCCACAAUUAUCAAGACAGAAAAUGGAAGAAGAAUAACGUUACACCUCCAGCUUUCGGCACGGUUGCACCUCAGCCGAAGCUAUUCCAGCCUAAAGUUCGGAUGUACGAGAUACAGAUGAUGGGGGUAAUGGAAAGCGAACAGUCGAAUAUCUCUAUACCGAAUCUCCAUGUUGGACAUUCGGUCAUCGAUGAAACGGCCGUGCGCCCACGCAGCUCUGAACUUGGCACCCUAACCUCUUCUUCCAACCUGGCUUCACAUACUUCCUCACACAAACCUCAAACACGCGAUAGAGGGCAGCCAGGCUCUUUCAUGUACAGUUUCAAAGAUUCUAAGAAACUGAUUAUGUCUUCCCAGGAUAAGAAACGGACAAAUUUAUCCGAGUGGAUGGAUUCAUAUGACGAACUAGCAUUCCAUAUACGAACCAAGAAACGACCAUCUAAACGGCAUCACAAACCGAAAUCACCUAGUCUUUCAAACCUUUCUCUCUCCUCCCGGCGAGCCUCUCAGCAGCCACCCCGAGCCCCUGUUCAUCAAAGAGGCGCAAUGGCGGUUGCGCCUGCCCGUCCUGCUACAGCGAAUCCAAUAGCCACCGCCUCGAAUGCCAACUUGACAAAAGGGUUACCCACUGCCCCCACUGCAUUAAAAUCCAAUCAUAAGUCUAAUCUCAAGGAUACUACAAAAACAUCAGCUUCACGUAAUACCCGUUCAAUUAGCUUUGCAUUGCUAGGUUUUGGUCGUGCGCCUCCAACAGCUACUGCAAGCACUCAGGUGAGAGCAGAGUAUGCAAAAGCAUUACCAACAGCUAGCGGGAAAACCCCCGAUGAAAACAUAUAUGAUUCCAAGCAGGAAGACCAUUCUCAGUCGCCCAGCUCUUUGCUCCCCGCUGUAGCGGAACAGCAGACACAGCAUGUAGACGAGUGUGGCCGUUCGGAGGUACUUCCUUCGAGACCUAUAUCUAUUAGGACGGCAACUAGUCAUGCGCCUGAGGAGCCUGUUGUAGUCGCAACUUCUCUGGAAGGCUCAUUUGCCGCACAUGUACCGGAAUUGAGGCAGGAGCAGGGAAGUUUAUAUGAAAGCCAUGCUGCCGGCUUAAAACGCACUGGCCGCAGGCUAGACAUGGCGAAUAACAAUGCCCCGGUGGCAGGAACCACCUUCCCAUCCCCUGAGAAAGCAUUAAACCCCUGGAUAAAACAUGUUAAGCCAUGGAACCCUCCCAAACACCUUCCUACAAGGGAGAGCUGGUUCGGGCGUUGGCAUCACAUUUACCCUCGUAAGCCAACUACCUCUUCCGUGAACUGGAAGAGUCUGAAGUCUCCAGCUGCACUUCCUUUGACUACUGAGGAUUUUCCGACAGAAGAGGAGCUAGAAACAAACUACCUGCAAAAACCGUAUACUGUUUAUCAGGAUGAAGAUUCAGAUGUGUCGGAAAGCCCCAAGACACGGGACGCCUUGUUGCGAGAAAUGAUUUCCCUACGGUUAUCUCAUGGAUUCCAAAUAGUGCUUCGAAAUCAACGGGAAGAUCUCACCUUUGGAGAUACCAUUUUUGAUCUUGGGGCUUUGUCAAAGGAUAAUGUAACGAUUUACAUGUCAAUGGGUGGAAUUAUUCACCGCUUGGUAUGCGUUGGUGGAGGUGAAAUUGAAGUGACUCAAUUCACACGUAAACCUCUCAACGGCUACUUACAGGAUGCUAAGGAUCUGGAAAUUGACUAUCAACCUGCCGUCAAGACAAUUCUAGGGACACAGUACCGCAAGAACUGCAUCCGGUUGGCACUAUCCCAACUCGAAUAUAAUUGGAAUUUUGCAGACUCAUUCCUUGCCGGCCAUCGAGAUCACUUAGUUGACUCUUUGCGCCAACUUAAAAACUGGCGUACACGCUUCGUUUUAAUCCCAGUUCACCUCUCGACACAUUCUCGGCGCAAUAAUCCUUCCUUGAAUGAGGAUAACGAAGAAGAACGACACCUGAUGGGUAUCUACCAGCUAACCCAAGUUUGGCAACGAUACAAAUAUACCCCACCAGAAGAGAAGAAGUUUCAAUCUACCGGAUUAAAAAAGAAGGAUCAAAAUCCAUUGAAUAUUCUAUAUCAGACGUGUGACCCUUCCGUGGUUGUUGCAACCGAAUUGGAUAGGCUUUUGCUUGAAGACCCGGGACUUGAUAACCCACCAGCACAACUUCUUCCAGAUUCAGAGUUGCUCCAAAAAUCCUCUAUAUCAGUAUCCUCAGUUGCGCAAGCCAUGCAGUCCGAGAAAGGAGUACGAAUGAUGGAUAGAAGAUGGCAUUGGCGUCUUCAUGACAAUUGCUUUGUUGGAAUGGAAUUUACAACCUGGUUGAUAAAGAAUUUCAGUGACAUAGACACCCGUGAUGAAGCAGUUCAAUUUGGAAAUGAACUCAUGAAGCACGGCCUCUUCCAUCACGUACAGCGAAGGCAUAACUUCAGAGAUGGCAAUUAUUUCUAUCAAAUCACAGACGAAUAUCGAACACCCAGGCCAGAGUCUAAAGGGGGAUGGUUUCAGAGCCUUAAAGGUGAUAAAUCAGCCCCCAGCACGCCAAUGGAUAAGGAAGGGGUAAAAGAUUCGCCUUCUAGCUUCCGUUCAAGAUCGGAAAAGAGCUCUGAUGACGGUGGAGGCAGAAACGAACCUCUUCCCCCACCACCAAGGUCGUCAGGCCGGGGCAAAGUUGCCAUAUGGCUGGCAAAGAGCAUGAAAUACGACUUGGAUCCUCGUAAACGAUCAGAUCGACCAGAAAUAAUCGACCUUCAUUAUGACAGAAUCCAUAACCCUGAAAACUGCUUCCAUAUUGAGCUAAGCUGGAUGAACGCAACCCCUAAAUUAGUUGAAGAUGCAGUUGUAUCGUGGGCUGCAUUGGCAGAAAAGUACGGACUAAAGUUGGUUGAACUACCACUUUCUGAGGCCUCGUCUAUCGUUGAAUCGCAGGUCUUUAGGCGCCCAUUCCAAAUCAAACUGAAUCAUCCACCACCAGACCCUCCUUCCGGAAAUCCCUUCACCUCUACAUCUUUUGCAUCACAAUCUACUCCAGAUCACCAUUUCUAUCAUAAAGCUAUCCUCAAAAAGUUCGACUUUAUCCUUGAUUUCGAACCUUUCAGCGCAUUUCCGACGGACGUUGAGGUGUCUUAUUCAUGGGGGAAGCCAGAUUAUCGAUUUCCUCAAUAUGUCCACAGAUCUGGUGCGGUCCUUGCCCAGAUAACGGAUGAAGGAGAUUUCCUACUCUUAACCAACCGACUGUUCAAUACAUACCACCCUUCGGUUGUGAUUAAAGAAUCCAAUAAAUUUGAGAGAAGCGAAUAUUUCCGACCUCGUGCGUCUACAAUAGUUGACUCUGCGCUUUAUGACCGGGGCUCUCCUCACCUCUCGCCAGUCGUACGCAGUUCCGGGCUGAACGGCUUCUCACCAUCUGUCGCACCGCAGACACAGCAACAACCCGAGUCCAUUAAUGUAUACCAAGCAGCGGCAGAUUUGAAAGACAAAUUACAAGCAUUCUGCAAUGAUAAGGAAAAACUUGAUGCGUUUUUUGCUACUGUUGCCGCUCAGGGGCGACCUGUUUCUACAAAAGCCAGCCCAACAAAUACGAUGACUUCGGAAUCGCUGAUUCCGUCUUUAGUGCUACCUGACAGUGUAGUACGCCAUUCAACUUCAAGCUCUGCGGGAAAAAUGCCCCAGCGGUCAGCAUCCAUAGAUUCCGUUGUGAUACAGCAUACGCCCCGAUAUGGUCCAAUGCAUAAUUCUCCCGGAACACCACAGCUAUGA